AUGGCUUUGGCACUUGUGGACUCGGCAUCUGAUCAAGAGGGUCAAAAAGAGGCUAUACAACCAUCACAAACCGCGGCAAUUGCUCCUUGUGACCCAUGGCCGAAACCGUAUUAUUUGGAGAAGGGGUUUCGCCGGGUUGCGCCAUACCACUAUACAUACAAUACCUACUGUAAAGAAAGAUGGAGGGGAAGAGCAUUGUUUGACAUAUUUGCAACUGAGUUUAGGGAUAGGCCUAAGGAGUACUAUAAAGAAGCUAUUGAAUCUGGAAAUGUAACCAUAAACGGUGAGGCAGCCAGCCUUGACACCAAAGUGAAAAAUGGUGAUAUAAUAUCACACACACUUCAUAGGCAUGAGCCUCCCGUUACAAGUCUCCCUGUUGGGGUGAUCCAUGAAGAUGAUGACAUGAUUGUAAUUGAUAAGCCUGCAGGCGUCCCAGUUCAUCCAGCUGGACGCUAUAACUACAAUUCUGUGGUUGAAAUAAUGCGCGCGGAGCGGGGCCAUGGUUUCAACCCUCUGCCAUGCAACCGCCUUGAUAGACUGACAUCUGGGGUCAUGUUCAUUGGAAAACAUCCUAAGGCUGCUGAAAGGAUUAGUGAAGGCCUUAGAGCACGCACAAUGCAGAAAGAGUAUAUUGCCCGUGUGAAAGGGAAAUUUCCAGACGGCAUUAUUCUCUGCGACCAACCAAUGCUCAAAAUUAGCCCGCAGCUUGGCCUAAACAGAGUACGAGCUUCAGGAAAAGAUGCGCGAAGCAAGUUUCGGAGGUUGGCAUACUAUCCGCCAUCCGUGAUACACAGACACACUUCUGUAGAAAAUGAGCCAGCUACUCCCCCUGCAACAUUGGCUGAUGAUAUACCCGUUGAUCUCUCUGAUAUUAAUGAAAAACAAAAUUCGGGAACGCUCCCGUCAUCUGAUGACGAGGGCUAUAGUAUAGUCCACUGCUUGCCCCUUACUGGGAGGACCCAUCAGCUGCGCGUGCACCUUCAAUUCCUUGGUCAUCCCAUUACCAAUGAUCCAAUUUACUCUAAUAGACGGGUAUUUGGUCGUAAUCUAGGGAAAGCUGAUAGUACUGGUGAGCAUGAUAAAGAAAUAAUAUCGCGACUCUCAAAAAUGGGCAAGACCGAAACAUCUCAGACCGUUGGAGAUUUUCGAUUCAACUACGAAACGUUUCAGACUCCACCUCCGAAGCAUAUGACGAAUGGCGGUGAUAGCGGCGUGAUUAAUGACCUUUUAGCUCGUGAGCAUGACAAGAUGGUUUCAGAUUAUUUAAAACGCAAAGGCGAGAAAAUGAGUGGUGAACAGUGCGAGGUCUGUGGCACCGAUCUGUAUAGUGACCCAGGGGUACACGAACUAGGAAUCUUUCUUCACGCGGUAUCCUACGCGGACCUCUCUGGCGAUUGGAAAUAUAGAAGUAAGAUGCCAAAAUGGGGUAUGCCCCCGGAAGGUAUGGAUGGGCCUACAAGUGUCCCAGAAUGGUGCGAAGAUGGUGAAGAUAUCAUAGUUGGGCAAGGGAGAGCCGAGGGUGAGACGGCUCUGGUAGAAGGGGUGGGCACCAUUAGUAUUCCCGAGAUGCUUAGUGGGGACAGAAUUUCGGCAGAAGAUGUAUCCGCCGCAGCGGUAGCGUAA
Messenger RNA from Ophidiomyces ophidiicola, 1623 nucleotides. It is a transcript of the gene RIB2, whose product is annotated as DRAP deaminase. The record is from RefSeq and is a predicted model, not a curated record. Gene Ontology annotation, molecular function: pseudouridine synthase activity; RNA binding. Lineage: Eukaryota; Fungi; Ascomycota; Eurotiomycetes; Onygenales; Onygenaceae. Gene Ontology annotation, biological process: pseudouridine synthesis. The coding region runs from base 1 to 1623 and encodes 540 amino acids. The transcript has 2 exons.